This is a messenger RNA of Humulus lupulus (European hop), 1434 nucleotides long. Its product is annotated as 3-hydroxyisobutyryl-CoA hydrolase-like protein 1, mitochondrial. Gene Ontology annotation, biological process: L-valine catabolic process. The record is from RefSeq and is a predicted model, not a curated record. Gene Ontology annotation, molecular function: 3-hydroxyisobutyryl-CoA hydrolase activity. The transcript has 14 exons. NCBI's taxonomy places the organism in Eukaryota, Viridiplantae, Streptophyta, Magnoliopsida, Rosales, Cannabaceae. Bases 68 to 1291 code for a protein of 407 amino acids.
AGCACAAAUCAGUGCUAUCAGAAGUUAAAUAGGUAGUUCGAUUAGGCAGUGACUCGGAGGGAAAACGAUGCAGAGGCUCAAGAAAGCUGCUUCAUUACUAAGACACAAUCUUCAUUGUUAUGGCUUCCAUACCCAUUACAGAGGCCUCUGUUCCAUGCCACACUCUGCUUUUGCUGAUGAUCUUGACAGCCAAGUAUUGGUUGAAGGGAAAGCUUGGUCGAGAACUGCGAUUCUCAAUCGACCCUCAGUUCUCAAUGCUCUCAAUGCUGCAAUGGGGACUAGGUUGCAGAAACUAUACAAAUGCUGGGAAAAUGACCCUAAUAUUGGCUUUGUAGUAAUGAAGGGCCGCGGCAGAGCCUUUUGUGCUGGAGGGGACAUCGUUUCUCUUUAUCACUUUAUAAACAAAGGGAAGAUAGAAGAUUGUAAGGAAUUCUUUAGGUCAUUGUACACGUUUAUAUACAUACUUGGUACUUAUUUGAAACCCCAUGUGGCUAUUUUGAAUGGAAUUACAAUGGGGGGUGGCGCUGGAGUAUCAAUCCCUGGGAUGUUUCGUCUUGCAACCGAAAAAACUGUUUUUGCUACACCUGAAACUCUAAUUGGCUUUCACCCUGAUGCUGGAGCAUCCUUUUAUCUCUCGCAUUUGCCAGGUCACUUAGGCGAGCACUUGGCUCUAACAGGAGAAAAACUCAAUGGAGCAGAAAUGGUUGCGUGUGGGCUUGCUACACACUAUUCACAUAGUUCAAGAGUUCCAUUGAUUGAAGAACAACUUGGGAAUUUAGUAACUGAUGAUCCUUCAGUGAUUGAAACAUCUUUGGAAAAUUAUGGUGAACUCAUUCAUCCAGACUCAGAGAAGGGUGUGCUCAGCAGGAUUGAAGUAGUUGACAAGUGUUUCAGCCAUGAUACUGUCGAAGAAAUCAUUGACGCAAUGGAGAAUGAAGCAGCUAGAACGAAGGAUGCAUGGUGCGUUUCCACUGUGAAGAGACUAAAAGAAGUUUCACCAUUGAGCUUGAAGGUUUCAUUGAGAUCGAUACGAGAAGGUAGAUUUCAGACUCUUGAUCAGUGCUUGAUCCGGGAAUACCGAAUGUCAUUGCAGGGAGUAUCCAAGCAGAUUUCGGGAGACUUUACAGAGGGUGUUCGGGCCAAAGUAGUGGAGAAAGAUAUGACACCAAAGUGGGAUCCUCCAACAUUAGAGCAAGUUUCUCAAGACAUGGUGGGCCGUUAUUUUUCUCCCCCAAGUGAAUUUGAAGCUGACCUCGAACUACCCACGAAUUCGCGGGAAGCAUUUACCUAGUUUGUUAUGCACUUGUGCUUUCAAAAGUCCCAAUUGGGAAGAAUUAUUUGAUAUAAUAAUGUUGUUAUACAUGAUAAUUAUUUGACAUUAAUUAUCUUCAUCUGCAUCAUGCGUAAUUAAAAUUUUAUUAGUUUUCAUCAAAA